This is a messenger RNA of Danio aesculapii, 4141 nucleotides long. It is a transcript of the gene tmem245, whose product is annotated as transmembrane protein 245. The record is from RefSeq and is a predicted model, not a curated record. The transcript has 18 exons. NCBI's taxonomy places the organism in Eukaryota, Metazoa, Chordata, Actinopteri, Cypriniformes, Danionidae. The coding region runs from base 54 to 2672 and encodes 872 amino acids.
CAGUUCCUUAUGUGGUGGAUCCUCCGGACAGAAGCGGAGCGACGCCGCGGACCAUGGCAGACACGGAGGACCCGGGUCCAGGCGCGGAAACUGAGCCGGACACCCCGCGCACAGCCCGGCCACACAACGUCUCGUUCAGCGAGAGCGUUCAGCCAGCGGUCGGGAUGGUUAGCCAACUACUGAACCAGCAGUCGUCCCUGAAGUUCGACAAAAACAUCAAACAGGCCUUCUACAACACGGGAGCGAUGAUCUUCGUGGCGAUCUGUUGUGGAGCAGCGGUGCUGGUUUACUUCAUCCUGGAAGCCUUCCUUCGGCCGCUGCUGUGGGCAGUGCUGUGCGGCACCUUCCUGCACCCCUUCAAGUACUCGCUCGCCCGCCUCGGCCGCUCCUGGCUCAGCGGGCUGCAGGACAGCGGCACGCCGAUAGUGGUUGGGACACUCCUGGUGCCGGUGUGGUGCGUAAACCAAGGGGUGGAGAGUCUGGGCGGACUGGUCGUGGAUCGGCUCAAUGUACUGCUGGCAGUCGGGGCCGGUGUACCCCUGCUUUACUUCUUAUAUCUAUUCUGGAGCGUCAUUGGCAUGCAGGUGAUUCUCAGCCACUUCUGUAGCAUCAUCUGUUUCGGCUUGGAUUGUUUCAGCGCGAUGUGGGUUGGCACAUUAGUAUUGGGCUACGUGUUGGCUGUGGCAUUCAAGUGGACACCUAGCAUGGAAGGUUACCUGCGUACAAUGUCUGUGCCCGUAUGGACAGCACUCAUUUUCUACUUGGUCUCUCUGACAGGGUCUUGGCGUGUGCCUGUGUUUGUGGUGGUGGUCUUACUGCUGAUAGUUGGCUCUCAGGAGAAGACUGCUGUUUCGGGGAAAGGCUCAGGUGAGCUGUCUGGUCAGGUGUUGUCGUUUGCUGCUAACACAAUCUUCAUGGCAAUCUCCUGCAGAAACGUCAGCCACGGAGAGAAGAUACAGGAAGAGAUGAGCACCAAAGAAAAAUCCAAAGACUCAAUAGACACCCCAAAGGGUCUCUUCAACAUUCCCUCAUCCCGGCGACGCAGCAGACUAGAGUUCAGGGGUUUCCAGCCGAAACAAAAGACCAGCGAUAUCUACUUUGUGCUGCUGGCCUGGGCAAUAGUGCUGGUGCAGAUCUGGCUCAACCUCUGGCUCUUACAGUUACUGCCCAUCCCUGUUGCUGUUUGGGUCUUGAAAAAAGCCGUUGUCCGUUUUGGGAUGAAGGACUUCAUCGGGCGAACACUAGCCAAGUGGUGGACGGUUUCCGAGAAGUUCAUCAAAGACAGAGAGGAUGCUCUUCUGCCUGGACCAAUCAAAGGCCUGACACAUUUCUUGCUUCGCGUGGACACUAAGCUCUGGCAUUGGCUUAACAAGCAGAUGAUAGUGUGGCUGGAGCGCUCCUUGGAUAAGCUGAUCAGUAUUUUUAUUAUCUUCCUGCUGGUAACUGGCACACUGCUCAUGGCCUUGCUGCUCACAGCUAUGGUGCACCAAGAGAGCGUUCAUAUCAUUGAGGUCACCAGUAACCUGAUCAACGAGACCGUGUCCAACCACCCAGAGUGGGCCAACUGGCUUCCAGAGGCUCAAGUUGUGCAGAAGGCUUUAAACUCUGCUGCCACCAAUGUUUACCAACAUGGGAGAGAAUGGAUCACACAUAAGCUUCAUAAGAUAUUGGGUGAUAAAGUAAACAACACCGCUGUGAUUGAGAAACAAGUUCUGGAGCUGUGGGACCGUCUUUAUCAGUCUUGGAUUGUGAAGAACGUGACUCACACUGGACGGCUCCGUGGACACAAGCUACAUAUGCACAGGCAGAACAGCUGGCUGGGGGACAUACUGGACUGGCAGGACAUCGCCUCUUUCCUGCAGGAGAAUAUUGAGACACUGCUUUCUAUAUUGGAGUCUCUGUGGGUGGUGAUGAGUCGAAAUGUUGGUUUACUGAUAUCCACAACAACAACGCUGCUUACCGUACUAUUCCACAGCGGCACCGCACUGCUCAACUUUGCCCUGUCUUUGGUGAUUUUCCUGACCACACUUUUUUACCUGCUGAGCUCCAGUGGUGAAUACUAUAAACCUGUGAAAUGGGUUAUCAGCCUCACACCCCUCUCCCAACCUGGACCCUCUUCAAACAUAAUCGGCCAGUCUGUGGAAGAGGCCAUCAGGGGUGUGUUUGAUGCCUCUCUGAAGAUGGCUGGAUUCUAUGGCCUGUACACUUGGCUCACACACACAAUAUUUGGCAUCAACAUAGUCUUCAUACCUUCUGCAAUGGCAGCAAUCUUAGGUGCCGUGCCGUUUUUGGGCACAUACUGGGCAGCUCUUCCAGCGGUGUUGGAUUUGUGGUUGGCACAGGCUGAGGGUGUGAAGGCUCUACUGCUUCUCUUCUGCCAUCUGCUGCCAACGUACUUCGUUGACACUGCCAUAUACUCUGACAUAUCAGGAGGUGGACAUCCAUAUUUGACCGGCCUCGCAGUAGCAGGUGGAGCAUACUAUUUGGGUCUGGAAGGUGCCAUCAUUGGACCCAUCCUGCUCUGCAUACUGGUGGUCGCGUCCAACAUCUACAGUGCCAUGCUAAUGAGCCCUAGCAGCAGCCAGCCAACGCCAGUGCAGAGCCACUUUCCUGGACAUCACACCAGGUCAUUUGCAGAAACCCCAAUGCAGCUGAAGAGGAGCAAUGAAUGAGUCCUUUAAGCAGCCUGUCAUGCUUACUAACAGCUCCCCCUUCUCUGGGUCAUCCCAUACAGCACUUCAAGACUUUAAAAAGAGGGCAAAUUUUCCAUAUCUUUACCCAAGGGUUCACAAGCUACAUUCUCCGCAAAUGUAGCUCUCAUAGCACAUAGCGUAAUGAUGGCCCUCGAUGUCGACUUCUGUGCUAACAGUUCAUUUAGCACUUAGCACUUUGAUGCUAAAUUUGUGUAAUGCCGGGACACCAGGCUCCAAAAAGGCAGUACAGCUUGCACACUCCAGUGCAAAGUUUAGUUAGCAGGCCUGUGCUUUGUCUAGCACUGUACUGGCGAAUGAUGCUAUCAGUUAGCAUACUCACAACACUAUAUGUUUACAUUAUGCUUUACUGUAACAGUUCACCAAUGUCCCAUUUAGGCGGUAGAUCACUGAUGUUUUUUUAUAUACACUGAUAUCUUAUCCCAUAUUGUGGAUGUGUUUGGAACUGUUGUUUAUGAACAGACUUUACUUACGGAUCCUACUAUUUAAACAGUGUUAUAUCUUUCUGAACUUCAACAUAUAUAGUUGUUCUCGGAGAUCUACUGCCCGUAGAAUUACAUGAAUUUUCUCUAUCAGGUUUGUUGUGUUUGAUUAUACAUGGAAUUAAACUCCAGAGAAUAAUUUAGCAGCACUAACCUAUACAGAUAUCCUUAUUCAGGAGUAUUUGUUAAUGAACAAAUUCUGUAUACUGUAAAGUAGCUUAACUGAAACAAUGUGAAACUUCUAGAGUGUUUGCAUCACACAGUUGUAUAUUUAUAUCGCUGUUUGUUGUCCCAUCAGCUUAAUACAUUACCUCAGGCGUCCUAAUGCAUUUUUAAGUUUGUGUUGUUCUUGGGCUGAGUCUAAGUGAGGUACAUUGCGAGAUUGAUGUACUAUGAUGCAUUUCUUCAUCUGUUUCGGAUUGAUUUUAUUUCACUUCUAUCGCACAGCUUUGUUAAAAUCCCUGUCUUUAUAUUAAUAUAUGGUAAUUCCUCUUUGUACAAACAGCACUAUUUGCUUAAUGUAUUGUUUUGUGUUCUGACGUUUAAGCAGUGUGCAGAGAUACAGCUUUGGUUGCAUUAAAGACAAAUGCUGCUGGCAGAAAUGAUAAUGCUUGUUUACAGGAGAGUAGAGAUGGCUCGAAGUCAAGCUUGAAUAAAUUGCACUGAAUAGAAGAAAUACUUACUGUUUCCCAAUAUUUGGUUUUCCACUUUAUUUUGGCUGGGUUAUGCAAAAAGUGUGUUCUGGAAAAGACGUCGCUGGAGAGUGAACGUGGAUGUAUUGUUUUUUUCAGUUUAUACCAAAUAAUAGAAAUAUAAUUUGGUUAAUUGUUGUGAUUGCUGUUUUAUGACACGUCACGUUACAAGCAUGGCUUUAUUAUAUUUUUAAUGUGAAUAGAGUGGAGAUGGAGUCACUAAUAACAUAUUUUAAUAAAACUGACUACAUUUUAA